This is a messenger RNA of Anopheles bellator, 1806 nucleotides long. RefSeq names its product runt-related transcription factor 3-like. Gene Ontology annotation, molecular function: ATP binding; RNA polymerase II cis-regulatory region sequence-specific DNA binding; DNA-binding transcription factor activity, RNA polymerase II-specific. The transcript has 2 exons. The record is from RefSeq and is a predicted model, not a curated record. Lineage: Eukaryota; Metazoa; Arthropoda; Insecta; Diptera; Culicidae. Gene Ontology annotation, biological process: regulation of DNA-templated transcription. Gene Ontology annotation, cellular component: nucleus. The coding region runs from base 1 to 1806 and encodes 601 amino acids.
AUGCAUCUACCGGCCACCGGCGCUGCCCCAAGCGAGUGCCAGAGCCCCUCGAUGCCGACCACAAUCAACGACAUGUUCGCGAACCUGCACGAGAUGCUGCAGGAGUACCACGGCGAGCUGGUCCAGACCGGCUCCCCGGCCGUCCUCUGUUCCGCGCUCCCGACGCACUGGCGCUCGAACAAGAGUUUGCCGUGCGCGUUCAAGGUGAUCGCCCUGGACGACAUCCAGGACGGGACGCUCGUGACGAUCAAGGCGGGCAACGACGAGAACUACCACGCGGAGCUACGCAACUGCACCGCGGUGAUGAAGAACCAGGUGGCCAAGUUCAACGAUCUCCGCUUCGUCGGCCGGUCCGGGCGGGGCAAGUCCUUCUCGAUCACCAUCACCAUCAGCUCGUACCCGUGCCAGAUCGCCACCUACACCAAGGCGAUCAAGGUGACGGUCGAUGGGCCGCGCGAGCCCCGCUCCAAGCAGAUUGGAAGCGGUGCGACGACCAUCGGCAACGGCGGCGGCGGCGGCAACAAUCUGCUCCCCAGCCCGACCGCAGCCAGAGCCGCCAGCCUCAGCAGCGGCGGUGGCGCUCGGGACGAGCUCGUGACGCUGCGCUCCGCCGCCAGCCAACCGCCAGUGCCUGCGUCUGCGGUCGCCGUCGGGCCGCCGAACGGGCUGGCCGGCGGUAUGCCACACACCACCGCCCUCCUGACGAGCCCCGCCUACGCCCCGCCGGCCCUGCCCGCGUUCGCGGUCCAGCCGGACCAUCAGCAGCUGAAAUCACCUUUUCUGCCUUACGACAUCGCCGCCUUCCGCACGACGGCAGCGGCGGCCGCCGCGGCGGCAGCGGCCGCUUCCGCCACCACCAACGGAGGCCAAGGAGGGGGUGCUCCUCAGCAGCAACUGGCGGCCACCAUCACCCUCCACCAGCACCACCACCACCACCAACACCAGCAGCAGCAGCACCACCAACAGUCGGCCACCAGCACCGACUCCGCCUCAUCGCGCCUCUCGUCCACCUCGUCACGCAACUCGAACGCCAGCCCACCGCCCAUCAUAUCCACCACCACGGCCCUCUCGGCGGCGGCGGCAGCAGCAGCCGCCGCAGCCGCCGCAGCCGCCCUAGGAGCCAGCUCGAAUGGCGGCUCGCUGCCGGCGCUGCUGCAACCGUCGCCCAAGUCCGGACUGCUCACCCUCAACCCCCACCACCACCACCACCACCCACAUGCUGCCCAGCACCACCCGGGGGGUGGCGGUGAAUCUCUGGCGGCGGCGGCGGCCGCCGCCGCCACCAGCAGCAGCAGCCUCGGGCAGAACGACACCAGCAACGGGGAUCUGUCUUCCGCGAACGAGGGCGACGACUCGGACGACGAACAGAUCGACGUGGUGAAGUCCGCCUUCAUCCCGAUCCUGCGGCCGCCAGCCGCGCCCUCCGCCGAGACGACGGUCACCGGCGGGAGCGGCGGGAGCGAGACGCGCGACAAUUCGCCCGACAUCUGCUGCGAGCUGGGCGCGGGCGCCUGUAAACCGGAGACGCCCGAUUCGACGACCGCGGCCCUGGCGCCGCCGGCCGCAACUGCCAACGCCGCCGCCACCGCCAUCGUGUCGCCCCGCAUCGGACUGCGGUGCGAUCUGAAGGCGCUGUCCACGCGCAAACAGCUACUCCACGAUCCGACCCCGAUCGUCGUGGUGGCGGCGAAGCACCCGAACCACCACCAGGAGCUCGUCCUGCAGCAGUCGCCGCCCGAGCGGACCAAGCUGCGCUCGCCCAACCUCAUCAAGCAGACCCAGAAGACCGUCUGGCGGCCGUACUGA